AUGGGGUUGAAAAUUGAAAGAAUAAAUGCAUGUCCCAAUGACUGUAUAUUAUAUAGAAAUGAGUAUGCCGAUCUACAUCAAUGUGUUAGGUGUGGUACAUCGCGUUAUAAGGGUAAAACUAAUGGAAUGGUGGAAGAUAGAGUUGUCAUAAAAGAUGGAAUUCCAGCUAAAAUAUUGUGGUACUUACCUAUCAUACCUAGAUUGAAAAGAUUAUUUGCUAAUGCUAAGGAUGCAAAGUUGUUACGCUGGCAUGCUAAAGAGCGUAAAAUAGACGGAAAGAUUAGACAUGUGGCCGAUUCUCCUCAAUGGAGGAACAUUGAUAGCACUUUUGAAAAAUCUGGGGAGGAGAUUAGAAAUAUUAGGUUUGGGCUUAGUUCAGAUGGAAUAAACCCAUUCGGAAAUAUGAGUAGUCGUCAUAGCACUUGGCCGGUUCUUUUGUGUAUUUACAAUCUUCCACCAUGGCUAUGUAUGAAACGUAGAUACAUCAUGAUGUCAUUGCUCAUUCAAGGUCCCAAGCAACCUGGGAACAACAUCGACGUGUAUUUAGCUCCGUUACUUGAUGACUUGAAACAAUUAUGGAGUACAGGUGUUGAAGUGUUUGAUGCAUACAAGGAGCAACGUUUCCAACUACGAGCUUUACUUUAUUGCACAAUCAAUGAUUUCCCAGCAUAUGGCAAUUUAUCAGGCUAUAGUACAAAAGGGAAAAAAGCUUGUCCAGUAUGUCAAGAUGACACAUAUGCUUUAAGGUUGAAUCAUUGUAGAAAGCAUGUAUUUAUGGGCCAUCGAUGGUAUCUUACAAGAUACCAUCCAUACCGCAAGUUAGAUGCAAAAUUAUUUGAUGGGCAAACCGCGCCUAUGAAUGCACCGAAACCACUCAAGGGUAAGGCUGUAUAUUCUCAGGUCAAAGAUAUAAACAUUGUAUUUGGGAAAGGUCAAAAGAGUCUCGACGGUAUAUGGAAAAAGAAAUCAAUCUUUUGGGAAUUACCGUACUGGGAGCAUUUGCAAGUUCGACAUUGUCUUGAUGUAAUGCAUAUUGAGAAAAAUGUUUGUGAUAGUUUGAUAGGUUUAUUGUUAAACAUUCAGGGGAAAACAAAAGAUGGAAUCAAUGUUCGAAAAGACAUGGUCGACCUGGGAAUUCGUCCAGAGCUUGCUCCUGUUGAAAAAGGCAAGCACAUUUGGCUACCAACCGCUUGUUAUACCAUGUCAAAGAAAGAGAAAAUGAGUUUUUGUAAAUGUUUGCAUGGUGUGAAGGUUCCAUCAGGGUAUUCUGCCAACAUUAAGAAGUUGGUUUCACUAAAAGACUUGAAACUGAUUGGUAUGAAGUCUCAUGAUUGUCAUAUUUUAAUGACACAAUUGAUUCCCGUUGCAAUCCGUGGAAUACUGCCAAACCAUAUCCGACACACAAUCACAAAGCUAUGCUUAUUUUUUAACAUGAUUCAUUCAAAAGUGAUUGAUCCUGAGGUGUUGGAUACAUGGCAACAAGAAAUUGUGGUCACUCUUUGUCAACUUAAGAUGUACUUCCCGCCUUCUUUUUUUGAUGUAAUGGUUCACCUAAUAUCUCAUAUUGUCGAAGAAAUUAAAGCAUGUUGUCCUGUGUUUCUACGAUACAUGUAUCCAUUUGAGAGAUAUAUGGGGUUUUUAAAAGGGUGUGUAAGAAACCGUUCACGACCCGAAGGUAGUAUUGUUGAAGGAUAUGUUGCGGAAGAAGUGAUUGAUUUUUGCACAGACUAUCUUGCCGAUGCUAAAAGUAUUGGAAUCCCGCAAGCUCGACAUGAGGGUAGACUUUCUGGUGCUGGGACAAUUGGAUUGAAAUAUUUUGACCCGGAUUACAUUGACUUACAGAAGGCACAUUUAUAUGUCUUAGAGAACAUGACAGCGGUUGCUCCGUACGUACAUGAGCACAUGGCAGUGUUGCGAGACUUAAACCAGUCAAUGAGCGAUUUCGCUUUGGCUACCGAGCAUAAUAAAAUAUUUGCGAAUUGGUUAAAAGAAAGAGUGAAAGAAAGUUAUGGUGGAGAAAGGGUUGAUCAAUUAGUGGAGCGUUUGGCGUAUGGUCCUCGACAUAGUUUUUGCUGA
Molecule: messenger RNA, 2076 nt
Organism: Erigeron canadensis
Lineage: Eukaryota; Viridiplantae; Streptophyta; Magnoliopsida; Asterales; Asteraceae
Exons: 1
Coding region: 1-2076 (691 amino acids)
Source: RefSeq, a predicted model, not a curated record